This is a messenger RNA of Paramacrobiotus metropolitanus, 1383 nucleotides long. Its product is annotated as protein ABHD11-like. The coding region runs from base 112 to 1164 and encodes 350 amino acids. The record is from RefSeq and is a predicted model, not a curated record. The transcript has 5 exons. Lineage: Eukaryota; Metazoa; Tardigrada; Eutardigrada; Parachela; Macrobiotidae.
AUAAAAAAAUUAGAGUUUUCAAUUUUCCGAAAGUUUCGCAGCUAUUUGGAUAAUUAUUGAGUUGAUUUGUAUUAUUGCUUAUGGUUUGAUAUGGUAAUGAGAAGGUUCUAAAUGCACAUCAGGACAAUGACGAUCCGUUUUGUGCAGCGUUUGUGGAAUAUCACUCAUUUGCGAAGCGCCAAGAAUCUUCUCCAGAAGAACCACUCGGCAUGCUCUGUUUUAAGGAUUCCGAACAGGGAAUUUUCGAGGACGAGUAUACGGCAGAACGCGUCAACUACAACUGUGAACGGAGCAGAUCGGCCGCAGUACACUCCCGUCAAGCUUGCUACUAAGUCAUGGAAACCCGAGGGCGAACUGGCACAGCUGGCGGCAAAGUCCAAAUGCCCAGUAUAUUUGACGCACGGUCUUCUGGGCUACAAGGAGGAAUUCGAUCCCUUGGCGCAAGAAAUCGCUAACCGCACUGGCCAUGUCGUCACCGCAUUAGAUGCGCGCAACCACGGAGAAAGUCAGCAUGCUGAUCGGAUUGAUUACAUUGCCUUGGCGGAUGAUUUAACCCACUAUCUGCGGGAACAACGUGUCGAUGAAGCGAUUUUUGUUGGGCAUAGUAUGGGCGCUGGAGGAUUGUUAGCGCUUACUUUCCGCAAGCCGGAAGUGAUAAAGGGAAUGUUUCUUAUUGACGCGGCUGUAAUUGAUGUACCAAGGAAGCAGCAGUUAAGCGCAUUCCUGCGCGGUCUUCAAAUGUUGCAGUUCGAUCCCACCAAAACGCUUGAGGAGAACCGCCGUAUGGCCGCUGAUAUCUUGAAGUAUUACGAAGUUGAGACUUUCUUAAUUGAUCAUCGUGUGCUGCCGAAUAUUGUCGAAAAGGACGGGAUAACGCAUUGGCGUGUAAAUAUUGACGUAUUUGUGCGCGAUGUCAUGCAUCUGACCCGGGCACCUCCGGAAUUCGCUGAUUUUCCGUACGCUUACAAGGGACCGCUGCACAUUAUGGUCAGCAAUGCAUCCGGUUACAUCAGCCCCGUGGGCAAAGCCACAACGAAGGAGAUUUUUCCGCAAGUGGAAUAUCAACAUGUGGAUGGUGCUGGACACUGGAUACAUAUCGAUCAGCCAGAACUGUUUUUGAAAAGCGUAAUUGCGUUUAUUAAUAAUGUUGAUAAAGACUCUUGAUGUUUUGAAGUUAAACACUUUUGAAGCAGCUCAGAUAUUAUAUUAAAGAAUUCUGUGUAAAAAUAAGUAUUAUAGUAAGUUCGGAGUUUUACUUUUGGGCCUGAAACGCUCAGCGCUGUGUACCUGGGUCCGGACAGAUAGGUGAUUGUUGUUGGUGCUUACCGUGUUUUCCGACCCGUGUAGGCAGAUGUCUUCGCCAUUUCAGAAUUGAAAUUAAAU